This is a messenger RNA of Sciurus carolinensis (gray squirrel), 3987 nucleotides long. RefSeq names its product abhydrolase domain containing 12B (gene Abhd12b). Gene Ontology annotation, biological process: monoacylglycerol catabolic process; phosphatidylserine catabolic process. The transcript is spliced from 13 exons. Gene Ontology annotation, molecular function: phosphatidylcholine lysophospholipase A1 activity; monoacylglycerol lipase activity. Bases 37 to 987 code for a protein of 316 amino acids. Lineage: Eukaryota; Metazoa; Chordata; Mammalia; Rodentia; Sciuridae. Gene Ontology annotation, cellular component: endoplasmic reticulum membrane. The record is from RefSeq and is a predicted model, not a curated record.
GCGGUGGUAGCGACUGGGGACAGGGCACAGCACUGGAUGGACUCUCGAGACUGUGAGGCCGAUGCGGCUCCCGGGCCCCGCGCCUGCGACUGCGUGGCCACCUGGUGGGACAUGGUCCUGAGGAAUCUGCAAUCUUUUCCACACUCCUGUUCAACACUCAGAGGAAAAAUUGCUGCUCUGUAUAACAGCUUUACGAGUAAACCAUUAAAAGAACACAUUUUUCCUCCUCUGAUGGACAUGCUGAUUUUUUUUAAUUUUUACAAAGCUCCAUUUCUUGUGGAUCUGAAGAAACCGGAGUCUAAGAUUCCUCAUACGGUGAACUUCUAUAUCAGGGUUGAACCCCGAGUGAUGCUGGGAAUCUGGCACACAGUCCCCAGCUGUCGGGGGGAAGAUGCCAAGGGGAAGAACCGUUGCUGGUAUGAAGCGGCCCUUCAUGAUGGGAACCCAAUUAUUGUUUAUCUUCAUGGCAGUGCAGAACACAGGGCAGCCCCUCACAGACUUAAGCUGGUAAAGGUGCUGAGUGACGGUGGCUUUCAUGUUUUGUCUGUUGACUACAGAGGAUUUGGGGACUCUACCGGGAAGCCCACAGAGGAGGGACUGACUGCGGAUGCUAUUUGUGUCUAUGAGUGGACCAAGGCAAGAUGUGGUGCCACUCCUGUGUGUCUUUGGGGCCACUCUCUGGGUACAGGAGUUGCAACAAAUGCUGCAAAAGUUUUAGAAGAGAAAGGAUGCCCAGUUGAUGCCAUUGUCUUGGAAUCUCCAUUUACCAACAUAUGGGUUGCAAGUAUCAACUAUCCCUUGUUAAAGAUUUACCAGAAGCUGCCAGGAUGUUUACGUGUGCUUAUGGAUGCCCUAAGAAAAGACAAGAUAGUCUUCCCCAGUGACGAAAAUGUUAAUUCCUGUCUUCUCCCCUGCUCAUCUUACAUGGAGAGGAUGAUAGAACCGUGCCUGUGGAGUGUGGAAAAAAGCUCUAUGAAUUGCACAUGAUUCCUAUAGGCACAAAGAGAGGGUCAAGAUGGUUAUCUUUCCUCCUGGCUUCCAUCACAACUUUCUUUAUGAAAGUCCCAUACUGUUAAGAACUGUGAGAGAUUUCCUGAGCGAGCAGUGGGGCAUGAGGUCAUGAGAGGCAGCAGCAAUCUUCACUGAAGACUUGGUCCAAACACCACCGACAGUGUAUAUUUUCCUUAUGCAACAUAUGAGUGACAUGGAAUGUUCUUGUUUAACUCAUCAUAAUCUACUUUGAAACAUGCUGAAACCUCAUUGUUACAGAGAAUCAGAAUUUGAUAAAAUCUGGAUCCCAUCUAAAAAUGUGUAGUCAUCAGACAUCCUGGGAUAUCUGUGAGUAAGGUGGUUGCUAUGGUGGGAACAUCUGUGUCUGGCCCUGAAUUCAUACGUCAAAAUCUACUCACCAACGAUAUGAUGUUGGGAGGUACAGUCUUUGGGGAGGUGACUGGAUCCUGAGAGCUGGUCAGUCAUGAACAGGAUUAGUGUCCUUAUAAAAUAGGCCCAGAGGAGCUCUGUACCUCUUCCACCAUGGGAGGACACAACAAGAAGGCCCCAUCUAUGAACAGAAAGUGACCCCACCAGACACUGUAUCUGCCAGUCCCUUGAUUUUGGACUUCUCACCUCCAGAACUCUGAGAAAUGAAUUUCUAUUAUUAUAAGUUAUUCUGUUUUUGACAUUUUGUUAAAGCAGCCUGAAUAGACUAAGACAUGGUCUUUGAUUUGGACUUAGCAACAUUAAAAAGGCACUUCACUGUAGUUAAAUAGCACUAAAAGUUCCAAGCAGUUUUCCAGCUUUCUGAUUAGUUUAGGGAAAGUCCUAGCAGGUUUCUGAUCCGCUAUUCAGUAAUAAGUUUUGGUACUCCCAGAGUCUUUAGAAAUUGACACUUUAUUUUAAUCCUAAAUACAGCCAUACAUGUUCCUUUCUGUUCCCAGAGAUACUUGACUAUUAGCUAACAAAACAAAACAAAUAAAUGAAUGUUGUCAGAAUGUUCAAAUUUAAUAAGAAGCUAUUUUUUUAGAGCCAUGUUAUGAUUCAAUUUCCAUUGGCUUUGUUCACCCCAUUGCUAGAUUCAUUGGACAGGGAGAUCUUUAGAUCCGAAGGUUCCAUGCUCCAGAUGUCCCUGGCAUAUUCCUUAAUUGUCCGGUCACUGGAGAAUUUCCCCGAGGCAGCUAUGUUUUUGAGUACCAUCGUGUUCCAGGCUUUCUGAUUCUGUGAACAAGAUAUGCACGUACAGCCUCAGUGCCCAGCAAGCUUCAUGACAAACAUCAGGCCAAGCACAUUUCACGGAGAAAAUGACAGGAGUAAACCGUAGUGAAUUAUAAACACAUUCUCUCCAUAGUUGACAGAUAGGUAUGGACUGUACUUUUCUCAUAUUCAGAGCAUAUUUCUCUUAGGAACAAAAAAUAAAAUUUUUUUUUUCAUUUUAAGAGAAACCAUGAAUGUGACUCUCUAGUUGGUAAUUCUGGUACACUUAAAAUGCUUUGGCAUGUAAGCCACAUACAUUUCCCAUGCUAUAUUAUGAAGGAGGACACCUCCCUUUAAAUUAUGGGGCAGGAAGAGACUAACAGUCAUUGUCUGCAAGAUGCCAUGUCAAGAGAUUUGACUUGAAAAACUCUACUCUAGAAUGUUAGCUACAAAGCAGUGAAAGUCUGUUGAGCCACUUAGCUUCUCUUGCUUUUUGUGAAGGUACCUCGCCCAGUAGGUUUACACUAAAUCCCAAAUACUCCAUUGGGGAUCCAAAACAGGGUGAACAAAGUCACCUUAAUAAAAAUAUAAUAUUGCAAUUUCAUGGUUUUAUGUAAAAAAAAAUAAAAUGAUGUUAAUUUAUAGCCUCAUGAUUUGCAAAGAAACUCUGAAAGUUCAUUGAGAGUUACUCAAAGUCAUUAACCAUGAAUUAUAAGCCUUUAAGAGAAAGACUACAUUAUACCUUAAGGUACUGCAAAACUGAGUCGGAAAUUAGUUCAGACUUUUGAUACUUACUAUGAUAAGAGGGGAAACAAAGCUUCCUAUCCUCCCUUUCUUCAACUGUUGAAAUGGAUAGUGAAUAGCUUUCCCAAUUAUGUAGGUCAUGUAUACUGAGCCUCAAGAAUGCAAUUACUGUUAAGAGUGGAAAACUGCAGUUUGCACUAUUAAACAAGCAAGAUGGAAUCAAAUGCUGGGUUUCUAGACAAUUCCUUUGGGAUUGGGCCACAAAUUUAACAGAGGAGAUCCACUGUGUAAAACUGACACUUACAUUUGUCCCUGUCCUUGUUCAUAUCUUCCUUUCCUUUUCUGUUCUACUUACAUUUUCCUUUCUCUGUCUUUGAGUUCGUGAGGGCUAUAUGUGGCUGCUGUCUCCAAGUUCAAGAAGCAGGUAGUGGGCCACUUAGCUUAGCUCUAGUGCUGCCUCACUUAUUCAAAGCUGUCAACCUGAACUUAUCUGAUGAUAUACUAAUAGGGGAUAGGUGUGACUCAAACCAGAAGAUAAGAGCCAGAAAGCAGAAAGGCCUUGAAUGAUCCUGUUUGAAAACCCUAAUGGGACAUCCAGGAUGACUAGGAACUACCUGUUUGUCACCUGUCAUGGGAAAGGCAUAGAAAGCAAUGUUAGUGGUGCCCUCCCAGGAGUCUUGGCACAGAGUCACCUCCUCCUCUGGGACCUGAAAUUACUAAGUCUCUCUUAGCAGACGUGACCAACCUUGACACAUCUUUAUAAAAUAUACCUAGAGGACUAUUUGAUAAAGGUGUGUCAUUUUGCAUGUGAGGCUUAUUCAUAUGACUCUAGCCUUUAAACUUUUUCAGUAUACUUUUUUUAAACAUAAAACAUAAAACCUCUCCUCCUUCUAUACAAUUUUAUUCCAUUUCUAUAGCCCUACUCUAAUAGUUGAGGAGAGGUACUUUGCAAUUUUCAAAGAAUAGGGGGUUGGUUCUUAUUUCAAUAAGCUAAAAGUCAACUUUAGAAAUACCUUGGUGGGUUUUCCAAAUAUUAAUGGUAGAUACCACACA